AUGGCAAAAUCUCCUUUAGCAAUAUGUCUAUUGUCUAUAAUAGUAGCAUCAAGUACAUUAUAUGAAGCCCAAGGACAUUUCUUAUUAAAUGAUUACUUGAAGAAUUUUCCUAGCACGUCCAGCGAGUUUAAACCUUUUGCUUUCAAGGGUAUGAUUAGUUUUGUAGAUGGCCUUGAGGGUUUAUGUCCUGUAAAGGAGGAAUACAAAAAGUUCUUCACAGAGCUGAAGGCUUUCAUGACCUUCCUAAACUCAGCAUCAGGAUCAUCGUCAGAAUUUAAUUCUAAGUUGAAAGCACAAUCUGAGGGGCUCUUCAAGGCUAUUUCUACAUUGAGUGGCAAAGCAGGAUCACCGGGGGGUACAAGCAAAUUGAUAGAAACUUUGACGUCGAUGGGAAAAACCUUGGCUGGUUACAAGAGGACAGGUUCACAAACAAUAACAAGUGAACAGAGGGAAAAGCUGAAGGAAACUAUGGUGAAAUGGGCAAAAGGGAUUGGUGAGUUUGUGAAAAAGGUAGGUGAGAAGAGUGGUGACGGUGAUAUUGAUCUCUCAUCCCUUGGCUUUGGAGGUGGAAGCUCUGACAGUGGUAGCCCAGGUGGAAGCCCAAGUGAUAGCUCUGGCUCAUCAGGAGCUAGUUCCAUAGGUGGUGGAACCUCUGAUGCUGCUGGGCCGAGUGGAAGCCCAACUGAUAGCUCAGCUGGAGAGAGUUCCAUGGGUGGUGGAAAUGAUACUGAAACUCAAGAUGCAUCUGGUGGUCCAAGCGGAAGUACAUCUGAUAUGUCCACAGAAGGAAGAAGUAUGAUGGGUGGUGGAAGUGGAAGUUCUAUGAGUGAUGGAGGUUCCUACUCAGAUACUACAGGUGGAAGCACCAUAAUAAGUACCGUUGGUGUCCCCCCUAAUUUAAUUUCUGGUGAGAGCUCCUACACUGGAAGUGGAAGCCCAUCUUACCAACCUGGAGGAGCACCUGUUGGAUGUAAUUGA
This is a messenger RNA of Eruca vesicaria subsp. sativa (arugula), 978 nucleotides long. NCBI's taxonomy places the organism in Eukaryota, Viridiplantae, Streptophyta, Magnoliopsida, Brassicales, Brassicaceae. The record is from the annotation of a GenBank genome assembly.